This is a messenger RNA of Symbiodinium sp. CCMP2592, 1092 nucleotides long. The record is from the annotation of a GenBank genome assembly. Lineage: Eukaryota; Dinophyceae; Suessiales; Symbiodiniaceae.
AUGGCUUCCAAGUCUUUGCCUUUGACUUUCACCACCGGUUCAUCCUCAAAAGCAGAGAUAAACCUCGACCCGCUUUCGGGCCGACCAUGUCUCUGUCUCAGUGUGAACCUGCAGAUGAAGCUGGACAUAGCAAAUUUCAUUCAGCUUCUUCAGCAGUUCGCGGCCGAUUCGACGGCAGCUGCGGUUGAAAAGCCUCGGGAUGUGGUUUCCAAAAAAGCCGGUUCGGUUGCGGUUCGCUCCGAGCAGGACUCCGCUCCCAGGCGGAAGCAUUGGACUUGGGAGGAACCCAUGUAUUCGUCGGAGCCAUGGAUCGUAGCGUAUGCGCAGAGGCCCGAUGUUUGCUGGCGCAAGGAAGAGUUGGUUUCCGCGGGCCAACCUUAUGUUGUGCUUGAGAAUGAGGAGCACAGGCAAGCUUUCAGGGAGACGACAUUCGAGCCGUUGCCGGUUCCUGAGAGCAGACCUAUGACCCACGGCAACUUCAAGGAAGCAGAAGCCAUUCGGCUCAAAGAAGCGGAAUCAGCUUCGGCCACUGGCCAAGCCAAGCACAUCAUCUCAGUCAACCCGCAAAGCUCCAAGUUCCUUCUCGCAGGAUAUCCCGUUGACUGUGCCAUGAAUGCAGUUUUGCCGCGCGUGUCCGAAAUGCGCAAGCACGUGGGCGAGCUUCUUCUGCAAAGGGGCGCUCUUGGUGCUGUCGGCGAACACAAGGCACGGCUGCUGCUCGACAUCGCCCAAUACAGCGAUGCGGCAGAGCACAAGCGCGUCGCGGAAGCCGCGGCCCGCCUUCCAGAAGGCGCGAUGUCUUUCGGGCUGUGCGCAAUGUGGUUGCUAAACCAGCUGCUUUGCAGGGAUUUGGAAUCGGUCAGCGAUGCAGAGCCGGAGUCGCAGCACGCGGUUCCUGCUGUCGCGGCAUCCGUGCCCAAGAGGCGACGCAACGCGCCGCGCGGCGGUCCGCGAGGUCUCGUUCUGGGGGGGGGGGUCGAGCAGCGCAUUUCGCAGCUUUUGGAGCAAAGUGGCGACGCAGGUCAGCGUCUCUGCUCAGGUCCGCCGGCACGGAGUCUGUGGUGCGUGCGUCAGCUUCAUCAUCCUACCUAA